GAGAGGUUGAAGUGGACAUACACGACUGCUUACUGAGUUAACACAAGGAAAAUGGUGGUGAUUGGCUUUCUCAGAUCUAUGGAAUACUGAUUUUGCUCUUGGUUCGGCUCAGUUCUUGGAGAUGAAUCCUCAUUAUGAGACAUAAGGAAACUGCAUCGCUUGGCUACUGGUUGGCUCUGGAAUUCCUGAUUAGGAAUUCAUUUGGAUUAACUACGCGGAAUCAUUGCAAUUUGAAACCAAAAGCCAGAUUUCUUGGUGUGCUUGGGCUGCUUCUAACGACCUGUUGACUUGGUUCUCCUCUGAAACCCUGUGGAUAUUAUACAUGAGAGAGAGAGAAAUAGAAACGGAGAGACCGAGAGAGAGGAAGAGAGAAAGACAGAGAGAGAGAGAAAGACACAGAGAGAGAGAGAGGGAGAGAGAGGUCAGGCCUGAAAGGCAGCAGUCUAAGGGAAACAUCCUGUAGGUCUGUUGGGAUCAUGUAAGGAAGAGUGUUUGAGCCGGCUUACCAGAAUAAAGGUAAGCUCAUUAUUAGAAGGCAUGAACUCCCUUUUAAUGAGCACAAAGAGCGGAGGGAAGCAGCGACAGCGUUCUGCAGGAGACGGUGUAGACACGGCCCUAUAUUGCCCCCUCCAUGGGGUGCGGCUCUGCCAUCUCUGAGAUAUGGAUGGCCAAUGGUGGGACCAUGCAUCUUGGCAUAGCGAGGCUGCAUCUAUGCACCCGGUGACAUGGCAACCGUCCAAAGAUGGCGAGCGCCUGAUAGGGCGGAUUAUACUAAACAAGAGGAUGAAGGAUGGAACGGUGCCCCGAGACACAGGAGCUCUGCUGGGACUCAAGGUGGUUGGAGGAAAGAUGAUGGAUUCUGGUCGACUUUGUGCUUUCAUCACUAAAGUGAAGAGAGGAAGUCUAGCAGAUACUGUUGGUCACCUUCGACCAGGCGAUCAGGUUCUUGAAUGGAAUGGGAGGGUCCUACAAGGAGCAACAUUCAAGGAAGUUUAUAAUGUGAUUCUAGAAUCGAAGCCAGACCCCCAAGUGGAGCUGGUUGUGUCCCGACCCAUAGGAGAUAUUCCAAGUAUCUCAGAGAGCACACAUGGACAACUUGAAUCAAAUUCGAGUUUAUUUGAAUCCCAGAAAAUGGGUCGAGCGAUGUCCGUCACGUCCCCCAUGAGUCCCGGGAUGUUCCGUGACUCCCCACAGUACCUGUCUGGACAAGUCUCAGUCAAACUGUGGUACGACAAGGUGGGUCACCAGCUCAUCGUCACAAUCCUGGGAGCUAAAGACUUUCCUUCUAGGGCAGACGGCCGGCCCAGGAAUCCAUAUGUUAAAAUAUACUUCCUCCCAGACAGAAGUGACAAAAGCAAAAGGAGAACGAAAACGGUGAAGAAAUCCAUGGAGCCUAAAUGGAACCAGACGUUCAUGUACAUGCCGGUCCACUGGAGGGAGUUUAGAGAGCGCAUGCUGGAGAUCACUUUGUGGGACCAGGCCAGGGUCAGAGAGGAAGAGAGUGAAUUCAUGGGAGGGAUCCUCAUAGAACUGGAGACAGCCCUGAUGGACGACACAGCCCACUGGUACAAGUUGCAGACCCACGAUAUAUCCUUCAUGCCAAUGCCCAACCCCUCACCCUACAUGCAGAGGAAACUACUGCAGGGAGAGAGCCCCUCUAGGAGGUUACAGAUGUCCCAGAGAAUGAUUCACAGUGAGUUCUCUGAUUUCGACUGCGAGGACGGGAUCGGUGUCAUAGCAGGUAACCAAACCACAUCAAUUCAAAACAG
Molecule: messenger RNA, 1769 nt
Organism: Coregonus clupeaformis (lake whitefish)
Lineage: Eukaryota; Metazoa; Chordata; Actinopteri; Salmoniformes; Salmonidae
Product: regulating synaptic membrane exocytosis protein 2-like
Exons: 11
Biological process (GO): calcium ion-regulated exocytosis of neurotransmitter; positive regulation of synaptic transmission; regulation of membrane potential
Cellular component (GO): cytoskeleton of presynaptic active zone; presynaptic membrane
Molecular function (GO): small GTPase binding; transmembrane transporter binding
Source: RefSeq, a predicted model, not a curated record